GCCUGGCCCCCCUCCUUCCCAAAAGCACCAGCAGCCACGCCGGCCGAGGAGCCGUCCGCUCUCGCCCCGGCCUCACCUCGCCGGCCCCGAGCGCGCGCGGGGAGCUCGGAUGUCCGGUUUCCUGUGAGGCUGUACCUGACCCCGUCGCCUCUCGCCGGCAGUGGCUGGGACGGCGACGUGCGACGUCGCGAAGGCCGCCAGCGGCUCGCCCUCGGGGGUCAGCGCUGGGCUCUGGGGCGGGCGGAGGGCGAGCGGCGCGUCGCUGCGCCCUGGCCGGUCCACCAUGCGCCAGCUGCGCGCCUUGUCCCUGGCGUGUUCCCUGCUCGCCGCCGCGCUGCUGCCGGGUCCGAGCCACUCGCCUGCCGCCGCAGCCGCCCUGGAGUCGGGACUCGGCUUCUCGGACGCGGAGCCGGAGGAGGGCGAGACCCAGGCUUAUGCAGGUAGAGAUCUGGAGGAGCAGCUGCGGGAGGUGUCCAGUGUGGACGAACUCAUGACUGUGCUCUACCCAGAGUAUUGGAAAAUGUACAAGUGUCAGUUACGCAGAGGAGGCUGGCAACAGGAUGAAGAACAGCCCAACAUCAGUACCAGGACAGAAGACACUAUAAAAUUUGCUGCCGCACAUUAUAACACAGAGAUCUUGAAAAGUAUUGAUUAUGAGUGGAGAAAGACUCAAUGCAUGCCGCGUGAGGUGUGUGUAGAUGUGGGGAAGGAGUUUGGAGCAGCCACAAACACCUUCUUUAAACCUCCAUGUGUGUCCGUCUACAGAUGUGGGGGCUGCUGCAACAGCGAGGGGCAUCAGUGCAUGAACACCAGCACAGGCUACCUCAGCAAGACGUUGUUUGAAAUCACGGUGCCUCUCUCUCAAGGCCCCAAACCGAUAACGGUCAGUUUUGCCAAUCACACUUCCUGCCGCUGCAUGUCUAAGCUGGACGCGUACAGACAAGUCCACUCCAUCAUCCGACGGUCCCUGCCGGCGAUGCUGCCGCAGUGUCUCGCCGCCAACAAGACAUGCCCAACAAAUUACACGUGGAAUACCCAUGCCUGCAGGUGCCUCACUCAGCAAGACUUUUUAUUUGCCUCUAGUGCUGGAGACGGUAAGCAGAAUGACUCGGCAGAUGGAUUCCACGACAUCUGUGGACCUAACAAGGAGCUGGAUGAAGAGACUUGUCAGUGUGUCUGCAAAGGGGGGCUUUGGCCUUCCAGCUGUGGACCCCACAAAGAACUGGACAGGGACUCAUGCCAGUGUGUCUGUAAAAACAAACUUUUCCCCGCCUCGUGUGGGCCCAACAGAGAAUUUGAUGAAACCACAUGUCAAUGCAUAUGUAAAAGAACCUGCCCGAGAAAUCAACCCCUCAACCCCGCAAAAUGCGCCUGUGAAUGUACAGAAAAUCCACAGAAAUGCUUCUUAAAAGGAAAGAAGUUUCAACAUCAAACAUGCAGUUGUUACAGACGGCCGUGUGCAAACCGACCGAGGCACUGUGAGCCGGGACUCUCCUUCAGUGAAGAAGUGUGUCGCUGUGUCCCAGCAUACUGGAAAAGGCCACACGCGAACUAAGGCUGGACUAGUUUCCAGUCCGCCGCAUCUCUGCCGUGGAAACCUGAGCUGCCCCUUUCGAACUGUGUGGGGACAGAGAGACCUCUGUGGGGCCGUGGUGACAGGGACGGGAGUGGAGGAUUCCUGAACCACGGGGUCGCCGUCAUGGAAACGGGCUCGGACUCAUCUGCCAAGGGCCUCUCAUAAACACUGGUUUUCCGCCAAGGACCCAACAGCCCAGGUUUUCCUGUUAUGGUUUAAAAAAAAAAUAAUGACUAUAUAAUUUAUUUCCACUAAAAAAUAUUGUGUCUGCAUUCAUUUUUAUUGCAAUAACAAUUGGUAAAGCUCACUGUGAUCAAUAUUUUUAUAUCAUGCAAAAUAUGUUUAAAAUAAAAUGGAAAUUGUAUUAUAAGCCGCUAA
Messenger RNA from Artibeus jamaicensis (Jamaican fruit-eating bat), 1954 nucleotides. RefSeq names its product vascular endothelial growth factor C (gene VEGFC). Lineage: Eukaryota; Metazoa; Chordata; Mammalia; Chiroptera; Phyllostomidae. Gene Ontology annotation, cellular component: membrane. The record is from RefSeq and is a predicted model, not a curated record. Gene Ontology annotation, molecular function: growth factor activity; chemoattractant activity; vascular endothelial growth factor receptor 3 binding. The transcript is spliced from 7 exons. Gene Ontology annotation, biological process: positive regulation of mast cell chemotaxis; positive regulation of angiogenesis; vascular endothelial growth factor receptor signaling pathway. Bases 284 to 1555 code for a protein of 423 amino acids.